AGCCCUUAACUUCAGUAUUGUUUAUGCCAAGUUUAAAAAAAUUCUGGGUUGUAGAACUAUAUCAAGGGAAUUACCUUAAAAAAGACCAUCCGCUUUAGCUUACUGUAAUUAUUUAUGGAACUUAAAGAUUCGUUAAGAUUAUGAUUUCGAGAAGUUUCUCAACUGAAUCUGCUUAGUAAGAUUACAUCGGCGAAUUUUAUCAAAACAAAAAUGUAACUACUAAGACAUGUCGGUGUUUUGUUUGAUGCUCAAGUAGAUCUACUUGGGAGGGUCAUGCCGAAUUUCUCUCCCAGGGAUGAAAGCGAUAAAUGUUACUUGAACUUUCCGCUGUCAUGCCCCGCGUAGCACGUUUGCCAAAAUUGGAUAAUAGUAUUUUCACAGCUAAUGGUCUCGAUUAAAUAUGUUUAUGUAUGUUAAAUGAAUACUACUCCGCCGGUGCUGCAUAUAUGGCAAAAGACUUGAAUCAAUGAAUCAAUUUCUAGCAUCUUUUUCCAAAACAUACUCUGUCGUACGUUGUCAAACUGUGUGCAAAAGUAAAAAGAAAAUUAAUUAUCACUGUUGAUAACCACAUUUAGUAUUUACUUUAAAGCUCUUGCAGAAAGCUAAUUUGAUUACAUGUGUGGGGAUAAUAACACUUAGAAGAAUUGCAUAUCAUUAUACAUACCUAUUUCAAAAAACGUUGUCAGUGCGAAACGGCAAAUGGCGAUUGGCAAAUGGCAGUUCUAGGACCGAAAGGAGCCAUGGGUCUCAUUAAAUUUCUACUAAAUGCUGAAGAAUAUAGAUAAAUCAAACAAUUAUCCAUUAAAGAUCAUCAAUGUAUGUCUCAUGACAUUGCUAGACUUUAUUUAACACCUUAAAUUUUACGAAUGAUUAGUACCCAGAAGCACCGUUCGGGCUUAGAACUGCCAUUAACUAUUUGCCAUUCGCCAUUUGCACUGACAACCUUUUUAGAAAUAGGUGUACGAUAAGAGGUAAAAGCGGAAGACGCGAAGAGAGCAUUUGAAGAAGGAAUAGCGGUGAAAACUCAUUUACGUUUGCAGGGCAAAACGCCUUCUAAAACAGACCUUUGUUAGGCGAUAUUGCAUUGUUAACACAAGGAGGUGCCCUUACAAGAAAUGCUGAAUCAUCCAAAGUGACUUGUUAGAAAGGAAAAGCUCAAGAACAAACGAAAUGGAAAACACAAUAACGUAAGGGUAAAGAAAGCAUAUUAUGAAUUCGAUUCUAAUAACAAAACUUCGACACAACCUCACGUGUACGUUUAUCAUUUCAAUCAAAUAAAUCGGAAUCAAUGGAUAUUUUAAAGGAGAAGCCGGAACAGCCAUUAAGGUAAUUACUGGAUCACAUAGACGAAGAAAAGAGAGUUUCCACUUUGCGUGAGCAGCGCCGAGCAAACCGGACUUAGAAAGCCCGUGAAAAAUAUAUCUGAUAUGAUAAAGAAUGAAUGCUGUUUAAAAUUGACAAACCAAAGCGUAAGAUACAACAUCAAUUAAAAAUGGCGGCUUUAAGCAAUAACUUUAGUUUAUGGGACGAAAGCAGCACACACGGAGCAGUAAUCGCCCGUGUUACCUUCAACAAACAUUAUCCGUCAUUGAAUUUUGUGACAGGGAUUCUUAUAAUCGUUAUUGCGCCGUUCAACAUCGUGGGAAACACAUUCGUCAUAGCGGCUGCGGUGAGAGACCCUUUGAGACAUCUUAGGCACUUGCCAAGCACCCCACUGAUAUGUAGCAUGGCCGCCAGUGACCUUCUAAUAGGACUAGUCUACAGCCCCGUGUCCGCUGCCGGUCACUUUUUCGGAAAUAAUGUAGUCCAUAAUCUAGAGCACGCAUAUAAUGGGUUGUGCUUCUGGCUCGUAACAAGCUCUGUGUUGCACAUUCUUGGUCUUUGUGUUGAUCGACUGAUGGCUGUCGCGCGUCCAAAUAAGUACUCGACUAUAAUGACACCGCGACGCGCUAAACUCGCAGCCGUCGGGAUAUGGCUUUACUCCGUGGCUUUUGCAUUAAUGGUGGGGUUCCUAAGCGCCCGAUAUGCUCUAGGCCUGGCUUUCACUAUACAAAUAAUGCUGGUUAUACUCAUAAUCCAAGUAUUUUAUUCCUUCAUAUUGUUCUUUGUUCACCGACAAGCAAAGCGAGUUCAGAGAUUCGAAUCCUCGGCGACGACUGUCCGAUUGGUCCUCGAGCGCGAACGAAAGGUGACGCGAGCGAUCUUGACCAUGCUGACUGUCUUUAAGACUUGUUUCGUCCCGUGGACUUUGACUCAAGUUGUUUUCUACGCAUGCGCUCCAUGCCGCUCGCAGUUCCAUAUUUUAGUAUUGUGCUACUAUGUCAUGGGAAUGCUCAUCAAUCUAAAUGCUGCAGUCAAUCCAUUCCUGUAUGCCUGGAGGCUGAGAAAAUAUAGAAAUACAAUUGAAAAUUUGAUUGAUGGCUGUCCAGUUUGCAUGGUGUCGUCGCCCAAAACGUACCAAGUAGAGGAUGUUGUCAUGGGUCAAGUGCACCAGUCACCGCAGGCCUCCAAUCAAGAAAUGGAAUAAUUAGACGGGACCACCCUAAAGGACAUAUGUUUACCGUAGCUCAUGGCAUUAAAAGCUCAAUAACCUCCUUGAGUGGACGAAACCAUGAUCGUGGGUUAUCAUUCAUGAUUUGGUGCAGACCGCAAUCAGGAACGACAUAUUCCUACUUGUCGGUUCAUUCCUUGUGUUUUCCACAGCCGUCGGUUACGACUGUCGUAAAGACGCUUUAAGCGAGGACGAUGACCUCUUUGGCAACGAGAUCAAAAGAAGAUGCGUUGUGAUCAAUUAAUAUUUAAUAAUUUAACUGCAUUGCAAUAGAACAAGCAAAACAUUAUUGUCAGCGACAGAUAAGCAUAAACUAAGGAUGUCAUUUUUACAGUAGCGAAAGUAGUAAAAGGAAUUUAGUCACACGUGCGCCUUGUAUUGUUCGUUUCCGAGAGUCGCGCCUGGUUUAGUGACUGGAAGCAUUUCGCAGUUACAGCGGACGUUAGACCGCUAACCAAAUCGAGAGCUCCAAAAAAAUACAACGCACCAACGCACUGUUUAUCGGUGCUUUAUCCCGGACAGUGGCUAGGAAGGGGAUCCACUUUGAUGUUGUUAUGUUUGUGAUCGGUCUUAAGCUGUGACAGUCGCAGAAUUGGAAGAAUUCAAAAGUCAUGAUUGACGUCCACCAAAAAUAAAAAAAAACACAGAUGUGAUACGUAAACAAAAGCCACAGGAUGCACGUAUGAC
Messenger RNA from Nematostella vectensis (starlet sea anemone), 3238 nucleotides. Its product is annotated as adenosine receptor A2a. Gene Ontology annotation, cellular component: membrane. Bases 1442 to 2527 code for a protein of 361 amino acids. Lineage: Eukaryota; Metazoa; Cnidaria; Anthozoa; Actiniaria; Edwardsiidae. Gene Ontology annotation, molecular function: G protein-coupled receptor activity. Gene Ontology annotation, biological process: G protein-coupled receptor signaling pathway. The record is from RefSeq and is a predicted model, not a curated record. The transcript has a single exon.